Messenger RNA from Chinchilla lanigera (long-tailed chinchilla), 955 nucleotides. RefSeq lists its product as uncharacterized. The record is from RefSeq and is a predicted model, not a curated record. The transcript has 3 exons. Lineage: Eukaryota; Metazoa; Chordata; Mammalia; Rodentia; Chinchillidae. Bases 1 to 687 code for a protein of 228 amino acids.
AUGGGGUCACCUAACUGCAAGGAGGAUCAGACAAGCCCCUUUCAGCGUCCCACUCCCAGCAUCCCGGAGACCAAGCUGGAACCGCGCAGAAGUCACGGCCCACAGCCUUCGGGCCCCUCCUCCUCCGGGGCUGAGGUGUGUCUCUACUCACCAAAUGUUCCCAACCACUUCUAUUCUUCUCUACCGUUUUCAGAUCCUCACCCUUUCCCCUCACCUACCCCUCCUGUCCCAUUUCAUCCUUGGCAAGUGAUCCUGUGGUCUACUUCGCGAAGAAAGUUGAAGCCAUGCGGCAGCUUCCUGCAGCCUGGGCUCUUGGCGCAUCUUCUCGCUGCUGGAGCUAUCGAAGUGCUCCACACUGAGAAAUCUAGCAGACCCUUGUCAGCUUCCAUUGCACUCGAGCUUCGCGCUGGAAACACCAGAACCCCGGCAGCGAUCAGCUUUCCCGCGGAUGGGCGCAGUCCCGACGCCCUCAGCAGAGGAAGGAGCGCUUGGAUUGGGUCCACGGUCUCCGGGAGUUCGGUCCAUGGACAGGAGCGUGGUGGCAGAAGGGGUGACGGAGCACAGCUGCGCACUUCAUGGGGCCAAGAGGCACAGCACCCAGGACAAGCCCCAGAGAAGGAAGGGUGGAGGGCCGACGCAGUCCCCGAGGUCACGCUCUGGGGCCACGCGGACCCCUGGAAGCGCUAGUCUACAUGUCUCCCAAGCCAGGCAAGCUGGCAGCCAGGCUCCGGCGUCACAGCAGCUCCUCGUGCCGUCUGCAAACGCUUUCUCUUAGCUUCAGCGAGCCGGGAUUCUCGGACCACCUCCCCGCACUCUGCCUCCGGGAUCUGCCACCGCCGGCCUAUUUCUUGCGCAAGCCUCCCAUGUUGGGAGAUGCACUCCCUCGUUCGUUGGCCCUCUUCUUAUGUGAGUCCUUAGCAUUAAUUUGUUUUUCAUAAUAAUAAAUUCCUAGCUA